This is a messenger RNA of Chlamydomonas reinhardtii, 4371 nucleotides long. RefSeq lists its product as uncharacterized. The coding region runs from base 29 to 3715 and encodes 1228 amino acids. Gene Ontology annotation, molecular function: RNA cap trimethylguanosine synthase activity; protein binding. NCBI's taxonomy places the organism in Eukaryota, Viridiplantae, Chlorophyta, Chlorophyceae, Chlamydomonadales, Chlamydomonadaceae. The transcript has 11 exons. The record is from RefSeq and is a predicted model, not a curated record. Gene Ontology annotation, cellular component: nucleus. Gene Ontology annotation, biological process: 7-methylguanosine cap hypermethylation; 7-methylguanosine RNA capping.
GUUGCACAGCAUUAGAUAACGGGAACAGAUGUCUAGGGGCGUGCUGGCGGAGAAGUGGCGGGCUGCCAAGGAGCGCGGGAGUUUGUCUACCGUGCUGGACCUGAGCCUGUCUGAUACGACUACCUACCGAUUCGGACGACUUGUUAUCACUUCGGUUCGACUGCAUGACGUCGGACUUGUCGGGGCCAAGGAGCCGGCGCCGGCCGCCUCCGAGCCCGCGAGCGAUACCGAGGCUUCAUCAAUUGUUUCUGAGCUCGCGAGCUUAGGGCUGCCAACCGCAUUUGGCAAGAAGGGAGGUGGCCCCCGCGAUGCUGCGAAGCGCGGAGGUGCCGGCACAAGCAGCCGGUUUGCCGCAGGCGAGCGGCGGCCUCGAGGCGCGAAUGACUCCAAUGGUGGCGGCCGUGGCCCUCAAGGGGGCAGUACAGGGGGUGAAGACGAGACCGAGGGCAGUGCUCGGGCGAAAGACACGCCCUGGGUUCAGAGCUUUGACGAGCGCUGGGGCUGCCACUACUACCACAACUCACUGACGCAGGAGUCGGUGUGGGAGGAGCCGGCGGAGGGCUACGUCCCGUGGACAGGCCACACGCAGCCACCCCAGCAACGGCAUGGGGACACAGCCGCGGCCGCCACUAGCAGCGCACCGAAAGCAGCAGCAGCAGGGGGCUCGCGGCCUGCGCCGCGUAUGUUGACGGAGGAAGAGCUGCUGAAGAGCAUGGGCCUGUGGCAGGGAGGAAGCAGCGGUGCCGGCGGCGCGACCGGCGCAGAGGCGGGCGGGAGUAGCGCAACAGCGCAGCCCGCUGGCGACACAGGUGGCUCGUUGCUGCGCGGCCUCAUAGGUGGUGGCGGAGCGAAAGGGGCAGCACUGGGUGCAGCGCCCUCUGCGGCAUCAGCGUCGGCACAUCUGCCGCAGCGCGUAGUGCCUGCGACGGCGAUGUCCGAGGAGCAGCUCCUGGCUAGGAUGGCAGCGGCAGCAAGCAUGCCGGCGCCGCCGCCGGCGCCCCUGCCGCCCGCGCCCAGCCCUUUGCCACCCCCGCCGCCUCUUCCAAUCCCGCCGCCACCCAGCCCGCCACCGCCUCCAGCACCCGAGGCAGCCGUUGAUGCAGCGCCGCCGUCGGCACAGCAGCGGCCGCAGAAGCCGCCAGGGCGCAUGCUGACAGAGGAAGACAUCCUGCGGAGCAUGGGCCUGCUCGAGGGCGGCGGCCGCACGGGCACCGAAGCGGCGGCAGGGGCUAGCAAUGCAGGCCCCGCUGCGGCGCAGGACUCAGAAGCCAGGGCGGCAGCGGGGCAGUCCUCGCGCUCCGCUGCACCGCCGCCAGGCUUUGGGGGGCACGCGGCGGCCGGGCCCGGUGCUGCUCCUCCCCAAAGUGGCCCGGGGCACGCCUAUCCUCAUACGCAGGGCCCGCCGCAUGGCGGCCCUUACGGGCCCCCCGGCUCACAUGGGCCACACGGCCACCCGCCGCCUCCGCACCAUGGCCACCCGCCGGCGAUGGCAGGACCACCGCCGCCGGGAUUCCACCCGCACGGGCCGCCAGGGAUGCCGCGGCCGCCGCCGCCAGGCUUCGGCCCUCAGCAUCCCAUGCCGCCGCCGCCCGGAAUGCCGCAUCCGGCCAACGGCGGCUGGCCUCCUCAUGGCGUCCCCAUGCCGCCGCCUUUCCACGGCCCGGGGAUGCCGCCACCUGGUAUGCCAAUGCCUCCAGGCGCGCCUCCGGGCUUCGGUCCGCCGCCGCCGCCGUACGGCAUGCACGGGCCCCCAUACGGGCCGCCGUACGGCCAUGCGCUGCCGCCGGGCUAUGGGCUGCCGAUGGGGCCGCCGGGCUUUGGCGGGCCGCCACCGCCACCGGGCUUCCAGCCGCCACACCCGCACGGCCCUCCGCACCCCCACAACCAGCACCUGCACCAUGGGCCACCGCACCCGCACUCGCACGGUCCGUUUCCCCAUGGCCCGCACCCGGGCCAGCAUCCGCCGCCGCUAGAUCUCCCCCACGGGCACCCACACGGUCACGGACUCGGUCACGGUCAUCCUCAUGGUCGGCCGCCGCUACCGUCGCCACCGCCGCCGCCCACGCCCGCUGGCGGCGACCCCGCCGGUCAGGCCUCCGCCAACGGGAACCAGCAGCGCCAGCAACCGGACGGCACGGGGCAACCGCAGUCGCACCCGCAGUCGCACCCGCAGCAGCAGCCGGCUGGCGGCAGCGGUGACAGCGGUCGCCGGGGCGCUAUGUGGACGUUGGAGGAGCUGGAGCGGCAGCUGGAGAUGCUGGCUGUGGAGGGAGAAGUGGAGGAUGGGGCUGCCGGCGGCGGCGCCCACACGCACCGGGGCGGGCGCGGGAGGCAGCAUGGUGACGACUCGGCCGGCGGCGCAGGCGCCGCCGGUGGCCGCCGCUCCCGCGGCGGCAACGCCGGCAGUGGUGGCGCGCGGAGCUCGCUGCACGGCCAGGCCGCAGCCCGCAACCAGCAGCAGCAGCAGCAGCAGCAGGCGAGGCAGCAGAAGCAGCAGCCGCACCCGGGCGCCGCGGUACGGCACGGCAAGCGCGGCGGUGCCGGUUCGGGUGUAAACACGGAGGGCGGCGAGGACACGGAGAACGACGACGCGGCCUUCUACGACUCGUUUGCGGCGCCGGCGCGGCGGCCGGCGCCGGUGACGAACAUGCCUGCCGUCGGCGACGAUGACGGCACUCGGCGCAUUACGCUGGACCCCAACACCGCUGCCUACGUGCGCACGCUACUGCCGCGCUCGGCGGCCAAGUACUGGAUGCAGCGCUACAGCCUGUUCAGCCGCUUUGACGAGGGCGUGCAGCUGGACACGGAGGGCUGGUGGUCGGUCACACCCGAGGUACUGGCCUCGCACCAGGCGCUGCGCUCCCGCGACCUGGCGGCGGGCGGGCGGGGGCGCGUGGCGCUCGACGCGUGCUGCGGCUGCGGUGGCAACGUGAUCCAGAUGGCGGCGGGCGUGUUCCCCGUGGUGUACGGGGUGGAGAUCUCGGAGCGGCGCGUGGAGAUGGCGCGGCACAAUGCGGCUGUAUACGAGGUGUCGCCGCGAUGCCAGUUCGUGUGCGCCGACUUCUUCCAGGUGGCUCCCAACCUCAAGGUUGACGUGCUGUUCAUGUCUCCACCCUGGGGCGGGCCCAAGUACCAGCACGUAAACACGUUCGACGUCUUCUACCCGCUGGUGGGCUUCAACCAGUCGCUGGUGCGGCUGUUGGAUGUGGCUAUGGACUGCGUGCGAGACCAGGAUGGUGUGGUUGCGGCCUUCCUGCCGCGCAACACCGACCUGUCGCAGCUGGCGGCGGUGGUGCCGGAGGCGGCGGUGUGGGAGGUGGAGCGCGCCUACGUUAACAACAAGCUCAAGGGCAUCACCCUGUAUUGCCACCCAGGCCGGGGCAAGCGCGGCAGCGGCGGCGAGCCCAACGUUCGCGCCAAGGCAGAGGUGGAGCAUGCCGCGGCGGUGGAGGCGCUGCACGCUGCAGGGGCGGUGGAGGCGGCUGCCGCCGCCGCGGAGGCGGUGGGCGGCGCAAGCGCUCUGGAGCCGGGGUCUGGGUCCGGGCGGGAGAGCAGCAGCGGGCGGCGGCGUGGCGGCGGCGGCGGCGGCGGCAGGGGCAAGGGCGCGGGAGGCGGCGCGGGAGAUGCGGGGGCGGCGACCAGUGUGCUGCUGGGUGGCGAGCUGAAUGACGCCGUGAUGCUGCAGGAGCUGGAGCGGGCCCUCGCGGGGCUGUAGUGGAGAGAGCUAGAGUCAGUGUGGUGUGGCAUUGAUGUGUCGCGGGCGAUUUCAACCUGCUGGGCUGUGUAAGAGUCCGCACUCGGCAAAUGGCGGCGGGCACGGCGCCGACUAGCUGUGGGCUGGGGGGGGGGGGCGACGCAGGUUUCAGGUGUCGGUGCACUCGCGGGGAUGUGCACUUAACGUACGAUUGGGAGGUGCAAGGCACUGGAAUGUCAACGGACUGCCCGGCGUGAUGGGCAUGAAGCCCGUUCGUUCCCCUGCUGUAGAGUCAACAUCUGUGUGUUUGAUCCAGCUCAUUUUGGGGGGAAAUGUUCAUAUUUGCUGUGCAGCUUUUAUCUAAUUACUCUGGAUACCGUGUCAUUGCUGGUAUGUAAGUGAGGGGUCGUGCUGCGUCAGCUGAUGCUGUCGGGCCCCUUGUCGACUUGAUUCCUAAGCUAUGUCCUCCGCGACUGGGGCAUGAAGCAUGAGUGCAGUUGGCUGAAAGAGGAUUAGAGGAUGUAUGUGGGACCUUACACCUGGCCACGCGAAAAUUUCUGUGUCUACCACGCCAGGCACCUGUCCGCAUCUGAAGCAAAGGUGGUCUGUGUAUAGCAAAGGAACGCAAUGGCCCUUGCUCCUGGCCAGACCCUGCUCAUCCAUUGGCUUUCUUCAGU